This is a messenger RNA of Rhinichthys klamathensis goyatoka, 1148 nucleotides long. RefSeq names its product biliverdin reductase A (gene blvra). The coding region runs from base 150 to 1028 and encodes 292 amino acids. Gene Ontology annotation, biological process: heme catabolic process. The transcript is spliced from 7 exons. Gene Ontology annotation, molecular function: zinc ion binding; nucleotide binding; biliverdin reductase [NAD(P)H] activity. The record is from RefSeq and is a predicted model, not a curated record. Lineage: Eukaryota; Metazoa; Chordata; Actinopteri; Cypriniformes; Leuciscidae.
GCGUGACGUCAGACGCACGCGCGGUUACGAAAAAAGAGUUAUGAAAGUUCUUUCCUGAGUCACACUAGAAUGUCAUUCAUUUCUCUUAUUUCACUGCGGAUGCAUUAGAGAUUCACACCAAAGGCUCGUCGACGACAUUCAGAGGAAUCAUGUUGGGAUCAGUGGUUGUAGGUCUAGGCAUUGCAGGAUGUGUGAGGAUGAGAGAUUUAGUCGCUCCUCUACCGUCCAGCGCUGCAGAGAAGCUCACCAUCAGAGGCUUCGUGUCCAGGAGGACUCUUGAAGACCAGCAGUGUGUGAAGCAGAUCACUAUGACGGAGGCGUUGAGCAGAGCCGACAUCCACGUGGCGUUUAUAUGCACGGAAAACACCAACCAUGAAGAGAGCAUCAGGCAGUUCCUGGAGGCGGGGAAGCACGUGUGUGUCGAGUAUCCCGUGACCCUCAGCUACACGUCUGCAGUGGAUCUGUGGAACCUGGCUCAGCAGAAGGGUCUGGUGCUUCAUGAAGAACAUAUUGAACUGCUUACUCCGGACUAUAAACAACUGAAGAAAGACAUAUGUGGGAAAACACUGGAGAAGGGAACACUGCACUUCACAGGUGGACCCCUGAAGCCUAAUUUUGGGUUCCCGUCGUUCAGUGGCAUUUCCAGACUGACGUGGUUGGUUGAUCUUUUCGGGGAGCUCACGGUUACUGCUACAUCUCUGGUGGAGGAGAAAGAGAACAAAUACAUGAAGAUGACGGCCCACUUACUGACCAAACAAAACAAACCUCUCACUUGGAUUGAAGAGCGAGGCCCGGGACUGGGCAGAGUCAAACGCAUCGACCUCCACUUCACGGACGGCGUUAUCAGCGAGCUGCCAGCCGGGCAGCGGGAGCCAGUGGGGCUGUUCAUGCAGGAUCUGGUGCUGUUCGCCCGCAAGCUGCAGGGGGACGUCUCUGCUGCCGAGCUCCAGGCGGAGAGGAGCCGGAUCUUACACUGUCUGGAGCUGGCGGACCGCAUGCAACAGCUCAGUGAAAGCACUCAGGCCUGAACCUGUCCUGAGUGCAUAGCCACCGUGGGAUAUGCGCUCUGUCUUCUCCCAAAUGUCUCCCAAAUAUGGAAUUGUGGGAUAUAGACUGUGGUGUAGAGACAGACAACUGGAGAGUAGAAU